AUGACCCAUCUUUAUCAGGUCGCGAAGACCUUGAGGAUCGGUACGGACAAGGUCCUGGCGGUUCGCACACUCUGGUAUGACAAGCAGGAGUUGUACGAGACCAACGGGAAGGGGCGAGGCAAGGCCACCAGCGUCGACGACGGGCGACGUGUCAUCACCAAGGAGCAAGAGGAUGGACUGCGCGAGUUCAUCAAGGGCGAGCACGAGGCGGGACGUCAGGAUCAAAAUAUCCCCGUUGAACGAGGAGAGGAAAAACCGCAUCCGCCUCUUCCUGUUAAGAUGGACCUCGCGAAGAGGGCCGAGGACGCUGGGGUCGCAGUCAUUGUGUACAUGGAUGAGAGCUUUGUUCACCAGGCGCAUGGUUCCGCGUACUCGUACUUUCCUUCUGACGAUACGGGGGUUGUGCAGGAUGGGAUAGGCCGUAUAACGGGGAAAGGUUUGCGUAUGAUCAUGGUGCACGCGAUCACGAAGCACGGGCCCUUGGCCGAGCUACAGGAGGGACUUCCUAUCCGUGAAGGUUGGUUCAAGGCUAAGGAAAAUCGUGCGAAGAAGAUUAAGCCUGGCGAGGCGGAUUUCGAAAUGUCAGAUGAGCAGACAGCAGAAUUUCUGUGGCAGGCCAAGUUGGCAACCGGAGAUUAUCAUAACGCCAUGACGGAUGGGAUGUUCAUGCAGUGGUUGAAGCACCGACUUACCCCGGCCUUCGAUGCGCAGUUCAAGAACAAGAAGAUGUUUCUCGUUCUCGAUAACGCCUCAUACCACCACUGCUUUGACGAGGAGGUUAAGGUGCCCGAAACCAACAGUAAGAAGUACAACGUCGAACUCUUGCGCAAGUACGGUUGCACGUCGUUCAAGGUGACGCGUGAGUCGGAGGGUAAGGCUGCUGAGUACAACUUUGAGGUCCCGGCGCAGGGGUCGCUACCCAAUGCGAACCGCAAGAACGGCGUCAGCAAAGAAGAGAUAGCCUCCGUCACUCGGACGUACUUCAAAAAGAAUUUUCCACAAAAGCUCGAGGAAAAGGCUGAGACGUACAUGAGGGAGAAGGGGUGGGGGUUAAUUUGGACACCGCCGUACAUGCCGACUUUCCAGCCGAUCGAGCUGUUCUGGCAGCACGGCAAGCAUUACGUGAGCAUUCAUUUUGAGAAGGGGCGGAACAUGUUGGAUGUCUGGAAGCAAAUCCGUCUCGGUUGGUAUGGAGACCCGGAAUGGGACGGUCAGGAGGGGGGGUGGAAGGCAGCCGACUGUGGAAAGUUGGUGCAGCAUACCAUUGGCAAGAUGGACGAGUGGAUCGGCCUGUAUGGUGGAAACCUGAGCGGUACGAUCGGUAGCCUUGAGUAUCCAGUGGCAGAGUACCAAGAGGCUACGGCCGAGGAUGAGAUAGAGGAUGGAGUGGAGGAGCAGACGGAUGAGUGGCUGGGUGAGGACGCGGAAAAUGCCAUUGAGGGCUGAAAAAAAAUGCAAAAAAAAAAAAAAAAGCCAAAAACAUAUGCCCUUUUUUGGGCCAAUAUUUUUCGACUUUGAUUCCCGCACAGCGACACGAAGGGGCUGCACAGAAGGCGCCAUUCUGAGUGCAAGCUGACAUAUUGUUUGAUAUUUCGCAAUUGAGAUGGCUGUAUCAUCCUGUUCAAUCAAUAUAUGGAUUACUUGUGCAAGCCCUGGGGCCGCAUCGUUGGAACACCGCGCUUCAACAUUUUUGGAACUUCGCCGGGUGCGAUCACACACUAAAUUCGUAAUAUUACUCGAAGACAUGUGUGUUUUUUUUUUUUUUUAGAAAGAGAGCUCUGUGCUUUGUCGUCAGUUUGCGCUAUAGUUUGUGAUAGGGGACUCCGUAUUGACGAAGUUACACAAUAUUCUAAUUUGGUCUUGACUACUAUGUUCCACCGUAAUACUACAGUUGUAACUCUUGAAACUCGCACGUUUGAUCUCACUUUUCCAGGUGUUGCAGAGCAGAAGAGGUAUGCGGCCCCAGCUUUUUCUUUCCCGCGGAGCCCCGUCAAGGACGAGUGAAGUGCAACUCACUGACAUCGCACACAUCCCAGCGCGUCGGUGACAGGGGGACAAACAGAGGCGGAGAGAGAAACAGGCAGAGGAAGAGGAGAGACGCUACGACCACGUAAUCCCUGAAUUUCGAAGGAAGGAGGAUUGGUUACAAACACCCCGAUAUUUGCGGGGUAAGAGUCAAGAGACACGCGAACAGACACCCGGGGUUUAAUAUGCCGGACGUCAUCAAGCCCGGGCCGCCUAACAAUGGUGGGGGUGCUGACGGUGGGGGUGAGGACGAGCAGGAAAAUGGAGCUGUGACAAUGGAUUUGAUGGGAUCUGGGCGCGACUUUCCUCUUCAGGUCCUGAUGCUGGUUUUGGUGCUGUUGGGGUGGCUGCACGCGAACGGACUUCCGCUCUGCUACUGCUGAGACCUCCACACCAAUAUCUUACUGCCCCCGUUGCACCGUGGGAAGAGCGAGCUAUCUGCCACAAGCUGGUGUCUGCACGUUUUAUUAAGAAGCGGUGUGCUGUUUCCGUGUGGCUUCGUGUGUUGUUUGCAACAUGUGUUUCUGAGCACAAGAUUGAGACAGCUUUCUAGUUCCCGUUGGCAUCGUGUCUCUGUUUGGUGUUUGUCAAGUGUUUUUGGAGCCAGGGAAAAAAGCCUUCGUAUUUACCGCUGCCGUAGCUUGCGCUCCAUGCCAGGCAUGUCGCACGGUCGAUUGCAGUGAAUGCCAGUGGCCUAAAUCGACGCGGCUGGAUGUAGAUGGUGCUGUCUUGUUUUCAUGUUGAGAUGCUUUGGCCACUUAUCGGUGUGUUGCCUUAGGCUGACUGGGAUAUUUUCCUCCACGCCGUAUUCGCUUGCUUCAUUUUUCUUGUUUGUAUGGAAAAAGUCAGAACCUUUUUGUUGAUAAGAGAUGUACUCCACAGAGCUGAGGCGAUAACAUGUGAUGUCUGGCAGAGAGCAUGCGUUGGUUUGGGAACGCCUUGGACACAAGCUUGCUUUGGCGACCGAGGGCUUAAAAGUACUCGUGUUGGCUGCGGUGAACUCUCCCAAAACAGUCCAUCUCUACCGUGGCGACUAGAAUCCAAGUUUCACGCGGAAUUGCUUUCUUUAAUAACAGCACAAUCUAUUGAGAACGAUCACUUUUACCCAUUGCUUGCGACCGCGUCAAAUUGUGCGGGCCGAUCAAAUCGCCCGCAGUAUUCAGCCGUGUGCAAAAGCCACAUUGCUGAUUCACGAAGGCGUGACAUCAGUCAACAUUUCGAUAAAAAGACAAACUACGCCAAAUACAACAAAUGACACACACACCUCCGAGCGCUCUCGUGAUACACCCAUCCCCCUCCCCC
Molecule: messenger RNA, 3327 nt
Organism: Ectocarpus sp. CCAP 1310/34
Lineage: Eukaryota; Phaeophyceae; Ectocarpales; Ectocarpaceae
Source: the annotation of a GenBank genome assembly